UUAAGUAUUAAUCACACAUGAUCAACACGCUAUUUUCACUAACCUCACAUUGAGCUUGUGAAAAAGAGCACCUGCAAAUCUCUCAGGGGUCAAUUGCCUGCAAAUACCUGCAUGCUGCAGGACUCCACAAGUACACCAAACUGUUGUCUUAUACACAGCAGGUGAGGUAUCUCAGCUUGGCUUCUCACAACCAAACUGCUUCCAUCGCCCUCAUUUUCAUCCUGGAAAGGAUGCUCUAGGCAGCAGGGAAGUUGUAGCAAAAGUCUUGCACAACAACAUUACCAAAACAUUGCAUAACAGAGCUGGGCAGAAGCCCAGUAAGGAUGAUUUUUAGCACAGUGAAGAGGACUUACAUUAUUUCUUAAUUGCACAUCAGAAGGGUGACCAUAAAUAAACCCGUUUAACAGACUUUCUGGUUCAACUUACAGUGCAUAAUUGGCACCUAGUGGCAGGCAGGACAGCCCACACCAUCACUUACCAGUUCUGGCCUCCCGCGAUGCGUGCUCUGGAAAAGGCAAGUUCACAUGAGGAUAGUCUUACUCUAAUCCUGGAGUCACUUGCCCUGUAGUUACAUCCGCUUUGAGACACAACUUUUUAGCUGCAGCCCUGGAUCACCAACUUAAGUACACUGCAAAUGGACGCUCAGGGGCUUUAUAAAGCAAAAGGGUGACCAUGCAGUGGGUGAACAUCUUCUCUGCACACCCAGCUGUGCUUCAAAGAGCCAGAAGAAUGAAAGUCACCUCUUCUACCAAACAAAUAACAUAGAGACUGUAGUUAGACAGGCAAGAGGGCCAGGAUGACCAACAGGACACAAUCCUCGCUGGACUGAGCCCCCCAGGACCGACAGCUCUCCCCACUGCUCCAGAGGAAGAGUAUCUUCCAGCUUCAGCAAGCUAUUUCCCACCAGAUGGUGCCAGCUGGUCGCAGUCACAUGCCAUUAUCCAGGACAGGAUUUUGCACCAGCUAACUUGUCUCCCUGCCCUCUGAAGCAAACCAGUGUCACGCAUGCCCAGCCCAGCCCAGCUCGGGAGCGCUGCAGCUCCUGGUGAAGGAGGGCCAGAGUGUCAUUGCCACACAGGGCAGGCUAUGGCUGGGAAGGAGGUGGCGGUGCUGUGGCUGUUGGCUGUGCUGGGCUGUGGGUCUGGGGGGAAGGUGUUGGUCUGGCCGGCUGACAACAGCCACUGGCUGAACAUGAAGUACAUACUCCAGGAGCUUGUGGUCCGGGGCCAUGAGGUGACUGUGCUGCUGCCUUCGUGCUUCCUCAUCCUUGACCCCACACAGCCUUCACCCUUCCAGUUCGAGGUCGUUGAGGUGCCGAUCACCAAAACAGAGAUGGCUACUAUACUGGAAGAAGCUUUCUAUUUUUGGUUUUACCAGGAGAGAGUGAUACCUGUCUGGGAAAGUCUUUACAAGAUAGCUCAACUGGUGCACAAGCUGGAAAAUGUAACCAAAAUCAUUUGUGAUGAAGUCCUGAAGAAUGAGGCGCUGCUGGAGAGACUGAGAGCAUCCAGCUUCGAUGUCCUCUUGGCAGACCCACUGUCACCCAGUGGGGAGCUGUUUGCUGAGAAGCUGGGUAUCCCCUUUGUGUACACCAUCCGGUUCUCCAUAGGCAAUACCGUAGAGAGGCUCUGUGGGACACUCCCAGCACCUCCUUCCUACGUACCAGCCACUGUAAGCUGCCUAACAGAUCGGAUGACUUUCCUGGAAAGGCUAAAAAACAUCCUCACCUACACUGUGCAGGACAUCGUAUACCAUUACCUUUUCUGGGGAAGUUGGGAUCAAUACUACAGUGAUGUUUUAGGAAGGCCCACAACCCUGUGUGAGACGAUGGGGAAAGCAGAGAUAUGGUUAAUCAGAACAUACUGGGACUUUGAAUUUCCACGCCCUUUCCUGCCCAACUUUGAGUUUGUUGGAGGACUUCAUUGCCAGCCUGCAAAGCCACUAUCAAAGGAAAUGGAAGAAUUUGUUCAAAGCUCAGGGGAACAUGGCAUCGUGGUAUUCUCUCUCGGGUCAAUGGUCUACAACCUAACUGAUGAAAAAAGUAAUUUGAUUGCCAGAGCCCUCAGCCAGCUUCCACAAAAGGUCAUCUGGCGGUACAAAGGAACAAAACCAGAAACUCUGGGCUCCAACACCAGAAUUUAUGACUGGAUACCCCAGAAUGACCUACUUGGCCACCCCUUGACGAAGGCCUUUAUCACUCAUGGUGGCACCAAUGGGAUCUAUGAAGCUAUCUACCAUGGGAUCCCGAUGGUUGGGAUUCCCCUGUUUGCUGACCAGUAUGACAACAUUGCUCAUAUGAGGGCGAAGGGAGCUGCAGUUCAGCUGGACUUCAGCACACUGAAGACGCAGGACCUAGUUGAUGCACUGAAUACAGUCAUUAACAAUUCCACCUAUAAGGAAAAUGCUCUAAGGUUAUCAAAGAUACACCAUGACCAGCCAGUUAAGCCUCUGGACAGAGCUGUCUUCUGGAUUGAAUUUGUCAUGCGUCACAAAGGAGCAAAGCACUUGAGACCAGCUGCUCACCAUCUCACCUGGUACCAGUACCACUGCCUGGAUGUUCUGGCAUUCUUGUUCACCUGUGCAGCCACUGCUAUCUUCAUUCUUGUCAAGUGCUGCUUAUUUUGCUGUAGGAGAUGUGGCAGGAUUGCGAAGAGGAAGAAAGAAUAGACAUCCUGUUCCCACCAGCACUUUUUCUUCUCCUAGGCUGAUUCAGCAAGGCAUUUAUGCACGUUCUUUGGUGAAUAAAAUUAUUAGGUUGCGCUUUAAGCUGGACAUAUCAUGAAACACCCUGUUGAACUGGAUCAUGCUAAAAAGCUGUUGUGGGCAGAGCUGCUUGCUUAGCCAGCAAAUUCCUUCUGGCCUAAAUAAGAUUGAAUUAUAGUUGCUUUAUCCCUUGGGACCCUGUUAGCUGAUCACACACAGCCCCUAGAACGGUAAUUCCUGCUCUAACUUUUCAAAUUCGUUUUAGUAUAUUUCAUAAAUCCAGCCUUCCCAUUUGUGGUACUCUGGGUCUCUCAAUCUGCAACUAGUCUCUUUACCUUAACUGCGUCCUUUUCUGUAAUGUCACCCAGGCUUGACCAUUCACAACCAAAAUGUCUCUCCUGUCAGAACAGCUCUCUCUAGAUUGCAAAGUGAAGCUAAGAUCAUAAGCUCCUAAAAAGCACUCAUCUGAAUGGCCAAGAUCGUGAAAAACUGGGAGCUGCAAGUGGCUGUAUCAUCACAUUCUCACAAAUGCACUAAUUACUUGGGGGCUGACGGGAAACCAGACCCUAAAAACAGCAGAGAAAUUACUUUUUUGAGAACCACUUCUCUUUUCCAUUCAGUGGAGUCCUGCUCCAUAGGUCAUCAUUCUAACUGCAACACUACAGGGGUGUGAAAACCACCUCUGUCAGUAACUUGCCCAUCUUAACCCCCAAAUGCCUCUGAGCCAUGCUAACUAGUAAACGCAAAAAAACCUCUAGAGAUGGAACUUGCAAAGUACUAUUACAUGUGAGAUCAAUGCAAUAGUCACUUGCCUUGCCUGAAAGUUGUGAGGGGAAAUAAUGCUGUUCUUGGCUCAGAUAAGAAGGGUAGUAAAUGCAGCACUCCUGAAACUGUUCCAGGUGCAUUUACUGAUGAAAGCCUAAUAAAAUGCCAGUUCAGACCUCAUGCUCUAGGUAAGGUAAUUCCACUGCUGUGCCAGCUUACUCAAGAAAAAACCUGCCAUAAUUUUAACUGAUAUUUGCUGUAUCUUGGAUGCUGCAGAAUUGUUUUCAAACAGAACAGGCUGAGAAAAUAUAUUCGUUUACAUAAUAAAAUUCCCUACCCUACAUUAACUUUUUUAUUAGCAUUGUCAAGAGUUUCAACAUCUGCUUAAAUCUCUUCAUACUACAACAUUUACAAAAGCUCAUGUAAGUUGCUUCCAAACUAAAGAGGGUUAGAACAAGACUAGUGGUUCUCACGGUAACUUUUGGUACACUCGUUCUGUGGUCAUGAUGGGAUCCUAUGCAGGCAUAUGCAUAUGGAAAUAUACACGGUGAACAGAAAGUGGAACAGCACGACAUUCAGGCCGCAGAUCUGAAAGGUUUUGCUGUAACCAUUUGUAGAACUCGUUCCCUAGGCACAGCUCCAUGAAGCUUGAUCACUAGCAGUCCCCAUCAUCCAGCUUCUGCAAGCAGAAGGUUUGCUGAGAUGUCAAGUUGGUCUGCCAGAAGGCCAGUAAGCCUCCUAGCAUACUGCAUAGACACUGGUCAGACAGGGCUAACAAAAGACACAGGAAACAAGAUAGCUGGGAAAAGUUGGACAGAGAAAGUGCUCUGCAGUCACUUUAAGGAGUUGCUUUUUUUCCUAACUUACUCAGAGAAGUCUGGCUUACCUAGUAUUGAAUUUAAAAAGUAAAAAAGAAAACCAACCAAAACCCCCUCUUCUUUCUAGAAUCUGUACAUAAAGCAGAGAAAGGUAACAAAGAAUGAAGGUGGUCUAUGAUGCAUUUCUCCAAUUAGACCCAGUAUGUGUACCAAAUUUGACAGGCUGAUCUAAUCCUACUGCUAAUAGGCAUACUGCUCAGUGCAUGGUAAACUGUUUUGAGGAAUGCAAACAUAAGUUCAACUUCUUGUAGUGUUUAAAAAAAUCCCAACGUGCUUGCAGGAAGUAAAACAUUUUGCUUAGCACCUGUAGAUGUUUACUAUAGUUUUGUAGACUGAAAUAUACAGAGCCCAAAUUAUUGUCUGAUCUAAAAAUCAUGCGUUUCCACAACUGCCACACCGUGGCCAAUCCUAUAUUGCAGUUCAUAAAAACAGCUACAGCACUCGGCACUGGUGAGUUGGUGGUCUUUACAGCACAUGCCACAAUCUGGCUUUGUUACAUAGAAGACACUGAAGAAAGGUUAUGAAGAAGUCCACUG
Molecule: messenger RNA, 4882 nt
Organism: Chroicocephalus ridibundus (black-headed gull)
Lineage: Eukaryota; Metazoa; Chordata; Aves; Charadriiformes; Laridae
Product: UDP-glucuronosyltransferase 2A2-like
Exons: 6
Coding region: 1006-2667 (553 amino acids)
Molecular function (GO): glucuronosyltransferase activity
Source: RefSeq, a predicted model, not a curated record